GCACUAUCCAAUGUUUUUAGGAUGACGUUUUGAAAUCGACACAACAAGAAAAAGAGGAAGUGCACUGUAAAAUCUCAGAAGUCGCACUCGGACUUUACAGUCUCUUUAAAGCCACAGGAGUGACGUGAGUCAGGACGCUACAGUGAAAACUACAAUCACACUUGCUGGACGAGUCAACGAAAGACGCAAUGAUCGAUCUGUCAUCUGUAUCCGUGACCUGGACCUUGGUGGUGCUGCUCAUAACCCUUCUGUUUAUUUAUGGUGUCUGGCCACAUGGGAUUUUCAACAAACUGGGAAUUCCAGGACCAAGGCCUUGGCCAUUCCUUGGCACAUUUCUCUCAUAUCGAAAAGGUCUUUGCAAUUUCGAUAUGGAGUGUGCAAAGAAAUAUGGAAAGAUGUGGGGGAUCUUUGAUGGAAGACUCCCAAUAUUAAUGAUCACUGAUCUGGAAAUGAUCAAAGCUGUUAUGGUGAAAGAAUGCUAUUCCACCUUCACCAACAGAAGGGAAACAAAUGAAAGCGUGGCCGGCCUUUUUGCUGAUGGAAUAACUUUAGUUAAAGAUGAGAGAUGGAGAAGAAUCCGUAGUUCUCUCUCCCCAUAUUUCACAAGCGGUCGACUUAAGGAGAUAUUUCCUACAGCGGAGAUACAUGCUGAGCGUUUUAUAAAAAAUAUGCUGAAGAGAGACCAGGAGCAGCCAGUUAAAAUUAAAGAUGCUGUCGCACCAUACAGUUUGGAUGUUGUCACCAGCUCUUCUUUCAGUGUUGACAUUGACUCCUUAAACAACCCUGAUGACCCGUUUGUUACCAAUAUUAAGAAGUUUUUCCAGUUCAGUCUGUUCAGUCCAUUCAUUUUGAUAUUAACUUUUUUUCCCUCCGUUGCAAUUCUCUUGUCCAAAAUGGGUAUAACUCUUUUCUCAAAGUCAUCUAUGGAUUUUUUCUACAAUGCUCUGAGAAAGAUAAAAGACGAGCACAACAAAGAAUCCAAUGGGCGGGUAGACUUUCUAAAGCUCAUGAUCCAGAGUCAAAUAUCUGAUGAACAAGCUGUGGACACCACAAGUGAACAACCAAUUAAAGGUCUUACCGACCAUGAGAUCCUCUCUCAGUCCUUUGUUUUCAUCCUGGGAGGUUAUGAGACAACAAGUACAACUCUGAGCUUCCUCCUCUAUAAUCUCGCAACUAAUCCAGACUGUCUGCAACAGCUGGUUGAGGAGAUUGAUACAAACUUUCCCCUCAAUAUGCCUGUCACAUAUGAUGCAUUAAUGAAAAUGGAUUUCUUGGAAAUGGCCGUCAAUGAAUCGCUGCGACUUUUUCCUACUUUCCCACGCUUAGAGAGGACCUGUAAGAAAACUGUAGAGCUCAAUGGCGUCACCAUACCCCAGGGCACUCUGGUUGGAAUUCCUACAUAUGUGUUAAACCGUGACCCACAACUCUGGGAAUCCCCCGAUGAGUUCAGACCAGAGAGGUUCAGUCCAGAGAGUAAGUCAGAGGUUAACCAGUAUGCUUUCAUGCCUUUUGGACUCGGGCCCCGAAAUUGCAUUGGAAUGAGAUUUGCUCUGAUGAUCAUGAAACUUCUUGUCGUGAAGCUGCUUCAAAACUUCACUGUGGAAACAUGUAAAGAGACGCAGAUCCCUCUUGAGAUGAAUGUAAUUUUUCAGCCUAAGGUGCCCAUCACACUGAAGUUCACACCAAGAUCUCACAGGGACGGAGAAGAAUAGUUAUAUACUGUAUAUUGCAGAGGAGAUCUCAAAAUGACCUAGACUCAAGAUUUUUAGAAGUAACUUUAUCAGUUUUAAGAUGUUAAUUAAGCUUUUCAUCUGCAGAUAAAACAAAGCAUUAUUGUUUACUUUUAACGUAAGUGAGUAAUAAAGACUGAACAUCUUUACACACACUGCAGAAAAUUGCUAUUUGUAUUGACAGUUAUUUUAUAGCAAUAAAGUUUUCUGUCAUUUAAUUACAUUUAUAAUAUAGUCAUAUGAUUCCUAUUUUUACUGCGCAUGUUUUAAAAUAGUAAUGAUUGAUUUAACCUGUACUUAACACAUGAUUCCACUCAAAUUGGUUGCUUGUCAAACGAAUUAUGCACAAUCUGCUACAAAUAUCCCCUAUUUAAGAUAUUUGUAGAUACUAGUAAAUCCUGUGACUGAUGCAUCCCUAUGAGCUCAUCAAUGAUUGUGUGGUUCACUUGUCGUUAUUAAAGUGUCUUUCAAAGCA
Messenger RNA from Triplophysa dalaica, 2205 nucleotides. RefSeq names its product cytochrome P450 3A40-like. The transcript has 14 exons. NCBI's taxonomy places the organism in Eukaryota, Metazoa, Chordata, Actinopteri, Cypriniformes, Nemacheilidae. The record is from RefSeq and is a predicted model, not a curated record. The coding region runs from base 189 to 1712 and encodes 507 amino acids. Gene Ontology annotation, molecular function: iron ion binding; steroid hydroxylase activity; heme binding.